UAUGAUUAGACCCACAGGUUUAUAUUUAGAAGAAAAUAAAUCAAGAAAUAUGAAUAUAGAGCAUUCUCCUUACGUUUUAGCAUAUCGGCGUCGUUACAAAAAUAAUUCACCAGAAUACUCCAAAUAUGAAACGAUAAAAGAUAGUAUGAAGACGGUUGGAAAAGAGUAUUGCUCUGAAUCUUCGAUUUGUGGACUUAAACAUCUAGUAAACGAAAACACGACGCACAUAGAGAGGAUCAUUUGGGUCAUAAUCUUGAUCAGUGCGUUGAUCUGUUCCGCAUCCUUGGUCUGGCUUACUUUUAGUAAGUACUAUAAGGCGCCUUUAGUGACCACUCAAAUGCCUGAAGGUGUCUCCGUUAGCACGAUAAUCUUCCCAGCUGUGGGCAUCUGCUCAAAUAAUAGGGUUAGCAAGCGAGCCGUCACCGAGCUUGCUGACAAUUUGCUUAAAGAGGAACGUAACAAGAAGUACAAUAAAACGGAGAUGAUGUCGCUCCUUUUUGGUCUGGGCCAGUUAUACAACUUGCAAGGCUUAAGUGGGGACAAUAUGCGAGCGAAGCAACUCCACAUAGCACUGGGUGAUUACGAUGUCACAGAGCUAAUGCGAAAUCUGACCCCCCAUUGCGACGAUUUGCUGUUGCGAUGUGCUUGGAAUGACAAGGCAGAGGAUUGCAAUCACCUGUUUAACGUCCGGCUCACUAUGAACGGAUUUUGUUGCACGUUCAACUAUCUCCGACAGUCAGAUAUUUUUGAAGACAGAAACAGCGGCCAGCGAAGCAUGGACAUGUACAAGUACGGAAACAAGUCCAGUUUUGACUUCGAUAUGGGACUCAAAGUGCUACUGAAGAUAGACGAUAGUGACGAUUUUUAUUACAACAUCCCAUCUCUCGGUUCGACUUUACAGUUUUCAGAUGCUUAUGACUUUCCUGAUGCGCCAAGCGGAAGUUUUUCAAUGAAAAUUAUUAGCCCCAACGUUCAAAUGGUAGUAAUGGUAACAGCAAGCUUCACCGAAGCCUCCCGCGACAUCCAGCACGUGUCCGUGAAGCUGCGCAGCUGCCUGUUCUACGACGAGUCCUCGUACCUGCCCUUCUACACGCACAGCGACUGCAUGCUCAAGUGCCGCAUGCUCUUCCUGCUGCAGAACUGCAACUGCACGCCGUUCAACAUGCCCAAGAUCAAUAAUGGGAGGACGUGCGAUAUGCAGGAUAUACCGUGCCUUGGGAUUUAUUACGCUCAAUCCAUCGCCGUCCGUCCCGAAGUGGACGAGAUACCAGCAGAGCUGGAACUCGACAAGGUGGGCGGAGGGAUCCGCUGCCCGAUGUGCUACCCUUCGUGCUCCAAGACCAUGUAUUACUAUGACUUUAACAACGUCGUGAUCUAUCCUAGCAACUUGAACAGCGUACCGGAUGAAGAUAGAGAAAACUGGCUAGUUGGUGCCAACUAUACUGGGGCCUCGAUUGUUCAUGUGAAAUACGCUAAAGAAGUGGCGGAUUGUUACGGACAAAACGUUAUUAUGAAAUGGUUCGAUUUAAUAAGUAAUAUAGGAUCAACCUGCGGCUUCGUCACCGGCUUCAGCUUUGUAUCCGUGCUCGAAUUCUUCUACUUCUUCACCGUGAAGUUGUUCCGCGAAGUGCACGCGCGCCGGCAACGAGGGACACAACAAAAUCUCACCGCCAUUCAACCCCGCACUCCCCAGUUCAAGCCCAUCACGAGAUAUCGGCCUAUUUACUGGAACGAGCUGGGGAAUAAUGUGCAGAAAAAUCAACAGGAGCAUCAAUAAAUAAAAGACGA
Molecule: messenger RNA, 1788 nt
Organism: Cydia amplana
Lineage: Eukaryota; Metazoa; Arthropoda; Insecta; Lepidoptera; Tortricidae
Product: sodium channel protein Nach-like
Exons: 10
Coding region: 2-1777 (591 amino acids)
Biological process (GO): sodium ion transmembrane transport
Cellular component (GO): plasma membrane
Molecular function (GO): ligand-gated sodium channel activity
Source: RefSeq, a predicted model, not a curated record